This is a messenger RNA of Syngnathus typhle (broad-nosed pipefish), 6924 nucleotides long. RefSeq names its product vascular endothelial growth factor Ba (gene vegfba). Lineage: Eukaryota; Metazoa; Chordata; Actinopteri; Syngnathiformes; Syngnathidae. Gene Ontology annotation, molecular function: growth factor activity; chemoattractant activity; vascular endothelial growth factor receptor binding. The coding region runs from base 2454 to 3164 and encodes 236 amino acids. Gene Ontology annotation, cellular component: membrane. The record is from RefSeq and is a predicted model, not a curated record. The transcript is spliced from 10 exons. Gene Ontology annotation, biological process: positive regulation of protein phosphorylation; vascular endothelial growth factor receptor signaling pathway; positive regulation of angiogenesis.
GGCAAACCCCAAAGGAAUCUCAUGCUUGCUGUCGUAAAGGAUCGUCCAAGUCCACAGUAUGUCCCCACGGGUAGCGACAUUACAAGACGAAAGACGCGAGCCUUUAUGAAACUUCACACAGGGACCGGUGUGAUGUCGCCUUUGGACUUACAAAUCAAAUGUGACUCCCAUGAGUCAAGAAUUAAUUUCACGCUCACAAAAUGGACCCUCUGUUCUGUUUGACUGUUGAAAAUGGCACCAAAAGGAAAUUGGCUUAUAUAUAUAUAUUUUUUGCGUAACUGUUAUUUGAGAACAUUUGGGGAUAUUGAAGGGGUUCUCAAAGAGGAAAACACAGCGUUCUGAUCAAUAUUCCGUUUUGGAAUAGAAUUAAAGAGAAUCAAUCUUCAUCUAGCUCAGGAGCCGCCAUGUUGGACAAUGUCACCCACAGCUGUCGACCGAAAUUAACGUCACAACUUUACUGUCACUUUUCAGACAUCUCUAACUUUGAACGAAACAAGACUGAAGAUGGCAAAAUCAAGAAAUGCUCAUGUUUAACAUCAAGGUUUUUUUUGACUUGGCAUUUGCCAUUAACUUCUUUCCUCACAGUAUGACAGUAGACACGUAUGCUGUUUGUUUAUCGUACAGGUUGGUAUUUCUUUCCCCUCAUGCCCUUUUUUAAAAUGAUCAAACAGAACUAAGUAUUGAAAAUUAUUUUAUGGACUCCUGAGCUAUGUUUCACAGACCGCCUUAGUGAUCCCAGUUUGAGAACCACCGCUGUACAGAAUGUUUUCUUGUGUUGACUUGUCACCAGCCGGCCCGGAGCUGAGACAUAAAAGAUAAUGUUCACCUCCCCUGUGAGGCACACACACUGAGCCACCCUCAUGUGUGCCAUGAUAACCCAAACACACCACCAUGUCGGUGAUUUCACUUUGACACUCACACACGCACGCACGCAGGCACUUAAUUGUCAUUCAAGGUGUCAAAUCAUGCACAUUCCUCUGCGCCAUCAUGCGAGAGAGAUGAUAAAGAUCUCAGUAUCACAGGGAAAUUAGUGACUUGGUUUAUUAAGCAAUGGCAUAAUGGAGUUGUUAGCACAUCUGCCUCGCGGUUGAGAGCUCCUGGGUUUGAAUCUCAAUUUAUUUCACGUAGGCUGACAUUUGCAAAAUUUGAAUGUUGGCUUCAUUGAAGACUGUCAUGUGGCGUGUGGGAAUGCUUGUUUUUGUAAGUAUAGGGUGGACAAAAAGUGGGCUGCAAUAGGCUCCAGCUCAGUGGCCACCCUAAUGAGGACAAGCACUACAGAAAACGGAUGGUUGGUUUCCUAUACUCUCGGCCAAACAAAACGAAAGCUCUUCAGUGAGCCAUGAAACCAGCUGCAUUCCCUUUAUUUAUAUCGUCUUAUUUAUAUUCUUGUAAUUGAUGUGUUUGGUUUUAUUUGACAUGGUAAACGAAUGAACGCCAGACCGAUUAAGCUUGGCCUUUUGAUCGCACCAUUAAACUCUUUGCGAAUUACGGCCAAUAAAGCCUUUUGUUGAGUGGCAUUGAUAUUGCAAUCCACAUUCACAGCCACCUGAGGCUGGAGCUAACGUUUUUACGAAGCUCAUGUAAUUGAGGAAAGUCAUGCCUUACUGAAUUUCAUAGAUCAGAUUUGUCUUUGCUGACCUCAAGCGGCCUCAAACGUAAUGACAUUUGUCCAUAAUGAAAGUUUGAUGGCACUCACUGUCUCUGUAGGUUACAAUUAAUGGUCGGUGAUUUUCUUGGAGGAACAACUAGGCCACCGGGGGGCAGUCAUGAAGCCAAAAAUGAAGAUUUGCACUACUACCAAGUGACUCGGGCAAAAAGGGAAAACGAGCUGGCCGACCACAACAAAUGAACACUGACUGCUCUGCUCUGCUCCGCUCUGCUCUGGCGCUGACACAUUCUCUCCCCCCUUUUCUGAGGAUUUCAGAGCGGUGGCGUGUUCCAAGGGAGCGACAUCACGGACAGAGUGUGACCGAUCUUGGGACGCCAUAUGCGGCACUGUCUUCCACUCCCUCCCGCCCCUUCUUCGUCAUGCGGUGGAUCUCCGCACGAUCCAGCAUCACAUUGAAUGGAUUUUGAAGUCAUUUCUAGUCGCCCUGUGAGGAAGAUUUUGCGACAAAGAGAAGACAAGCCCUAAUAUAAAAUCCAAACUUUCCCCACUCAAGUCUCUUGAUUACAAUCACCAUUUUGUGUCGAUAUGUUGGAGAUUGGCAAGAUUAAGAGAGGAAUAUCCACGAGAACAUGAGAGUUGCACACCUCCGGAUGAAGAUAAAGAUGCCACGGAGGAUGUCGUUGUACGGCCGGGAGGCUGGAGAGUGAACGCCGGCUUUGGUGCGUCUUUGCUCGGUCACGGAGGACACACGGACACGCACAUACGGAGACAGACAUCUUUGGAUAUAAAUGAUCCAAAAUUAUUAUUUGUAGUUUGCCGGUUCCAUAGGACUCCCGUGCAUACAAUGGGGAUUAUGCUCCAAGUUAUUCUAGGAAUGUUUCAAUUCCUGCUGCUCACCACAAUCCCGACGUCACACGCCAAGCUGGCUCACUGGCAUCCCACCGACUCGUCCAAAUCCAGAGAAGGUCGAGAAGUGCGGCGGUGGUUGGAGGUGUACUCCCGCAGCGGCUGCGAGCCCCGAGAAACCUUGGUGGAGGUCUGGCGGGAGUUGCCGGGGGAGACGCACCACCUUUUUGUGCCCUCCUGCGUGGCAGUGAGGAGAUGUGGCGGCUGCUGUGCCGACGAGGCCAUGGAGUGCGUGCCCUCGCUCAUGCACACGCUCACCAUGGAGUUGAUGAGAACUUCCUUCAUGAAACAUGAGCUCAUUCAGCUGACUUUUGUGGAACACAGCCAGUGUGAGUGCCGGUUAAAAGAACAGCUCCAGCUGACACCAACUACAAGGCCCUAUCACAAGCCAACAAGAGUCAAGAAAAAGGGUCGAAGAGCGAAGACAUUUGAAGGCGUCGGAAAUGCGACUCUUGUUUUCUCCUCCACCCCCACCAGUACUUCUCCUCCGCCGACCUCGCGGCCAUCUUGUCGACCGUGCCGAGGCAGGAAGUGGACGCUGGAUGCGGAGUCGUGUCGGUGUCUCUGCAGAAUUACUGCUGAGAGCUGCCACCGAAAACAUCGGCGACUCAACCCUCAUCGGUGCAGGUGUGACGCCAGGAGGACUUGACGCGUCCUCCUUUUCACCUCGUCCUCUCCACCCAAAGGAAGUAUUAUUAGCACACAGCCUGUACUAGCUUUUUCUGGUUAAGCCGCCACUGUAGCACUGUACAUGUACAUCAUACGUGUGUGUGCGUGUGUGCGUCCAUCUCCACAUGUACAGUACAUAACGUGCGCAGACACAUCCAGUCACUAAACACCUCGCACGAGUGCAGGGACCACGCCGCUGAUUUAUGAUUCAUGGAUAAACAUUUCCCAGAGGACUCCCGGCUUUGCAGUUGCUUGGAGACCAUUGGGGCUAUCAUGGAUGAAGUGGACCUCUUGAUUUUUCCAGGUUCACAUCAGGGCCAGUGCUUGUAUGGAGGAUUGCAAAAAAAAAGCGCUGCAAUCAGAUAAAAGGCGCACACACACUCAGACAUGCCGGACGGGACAUAGGAUACGCUCACGCAAUGUGUAUUUGGACCUAUAGUGGUGCUGAAUAUAUCUGUGUGGUCUGGCUCUGAAAGACCCCAGACGGGUUACCACCCCCAAAAGCAUAUGAGCACGGGCGAGCCUUUUGCAGCACUUGUUUUAAUUUGGGCCCUUUUGUCUCUUGUCUUUUCCGUCGGAUUGAAAGCGGCCGCUUUUCGCCUCGCUUUGCCUCGCUUUUAGGCAGUGAGAAGAAUGACAAUAAUGAGCUCUGGCGUCUGUCCACUGCUUUGCACGCACACACAUUCCCAGUUAAAGCAGCAGUGCGAAUAGCACUCACACACAAUGUGAAACAGGUAUAGCCAUAAUCUCAUUUGUCUUUUUCUAUAUAACAUGCCUUUUUUUUUUUUUAUUACACAAGCCUUAAUUUUAUCCAUUAUUAUAAUUUUCUCACGUUGCUUGAAUGUCUUGUUGUGUUUGGCCGUAAUCCGUCCGCAUAAAGAAUCGCACCGGGUGGCCCCAAAUGUAUUGAGUCCGAAUGGACACGUCUCACCAAAAAACAGGAGCACUCGGUAUACAUUAAAAUGAGUUAAUCACACUAAAAAGCAGUGAAAGGAAAAGGCGGGAACGUGAUUUGUUUUGGGUUUAGCACACCACCAUUUUGGGAUGUCAUUUGCCGUAAAAUAGACAAAGGAGGCCUCUAAUGGGUUGUCAGUCAACGUGACGUGACAGGCCAAAGCUGAAGCCGUAUUGACAUGACGGACCAAAAGCUAGAGCUGUUUUGUUGCUAUUUACUAAAAGUCCCUCCUGUAUUGGCAUGACAGUAUGAAAGCCAGAGCCGUAUCUUUGUGGCAAACCAAAACUGAAACCGUAUUGCCAUGGCAGGCCGUAACUGAAGCUGUAAAAACCAGAGUCGGAUUAAUAAGAGCGGACCUGUACUGAUUUUACGGACCAAAACGUCAGCAAGCUUUUUUUUUUUUCUUUCACAUUUGGUUCUUUGACUUCAUCGAAAGGCUCACAAUUACACAAUUUUGCCUCUGGCUUCAUGUGCACUCCGGCGUAAAUGAAUGAAUUGAGGGACUGCCUCAACUAAAGACACACUGUAUGACAAAUACCGUAUUUAUAAUUUUAUGUCCAAGUUAAAAUGUCAGUCAUUGCAUCAAUCACUACCUCUUUAUAAGAAGACAUUCAUAAUGUAACAUAACAUUCAUAACCUUUUGAGAGGUGUUUUUUAUCAAUAAGUAAAUGUUUAUGGCAUGUAGAAGUUAUGAUGACUGCUCAAAUGAUUUUUUUUAUCUCGGAGCCCGACACCAUGUGCUACAGAAGCCCCAGAUAUUACGUUGGGAUUUUUUUUUCGUAGCCAAAUAUAUAACAUACACGUAUGUACAUUAUACCUUACUUAUUUAUAUACAUACAUACAUUAUCCCUUCCUAUUUCAUGGACAAAAUGUUAUCAUUUAUGACCAUGAAAUACUGUUGGUAUAAUUUGCACAGGAAAUACUAUUUUGUAAGUAAAUGGACCACACAUUCGCUAUAAAUUUAGUUCUAAAUAUUUUCUCCGUAAUUAUUUUUUAUAAAUUUAGCAGCUAUUUGAGACGUUGGUUUUGUAUUCCCAUUAAAUCCCUAAAACGUGGCUCCGCUUUCCUAACAGAAUGAGGUCAAUGGUUUAGCUUUGCUUUAUGAUGAGCUAGCUAUAGCAUCCCUCGGAAAUUAGACUUUGAGAUUCUUCUAAGAUUCUGAUUUUGCAGGUAUUGAGCAUUGGUUGUUUUCCCAAUAAGGUUAAACUUUUUGCUAUUUGUUCAGCCCUGCUAUAUGCUGUAGUGCUAGACUAGCACUGAUCAUUCGGACAUUAGAGUUGCUCAAAUUAUCACUUCAAAGCCUUUCUUAAUUCUUUUAUUUUGUAAAUAUUUCAAAUCUUUGUCCCCUAAAUAGCCAGAUUGAGAUUGGCUGUCUAACUUUGCUUUUUGCCAAGCUAUCUAUAGCAUCUCUAGACUUUUAUGUCGCUCUUAAAAUUCUGCUUCAAUCUUUAUUCUGUGGCUAACUGAGACUGAUUGUUUUCCCACUCAAUCCACAGAAUGGAUAUGGCUUGAUGCUAAAACAACUGUUGCAAAAAUAGAAUUACUUAAAAUUUUUGCCCUUGCAAAAAUUAAACUCUUGCUCCCGCAGAUACAGCUCCUCACUUACAAUUUUGCACAACAAAGUCAUAUAGGGUCAUAUGAUAAUAAAACAUUUUUGUUGUUUUUGUGCUAUAAAGCUCAGUUCCGUAUCCGCCGGUUCAGAUUGCACUGUUGCAAAAAGCACAUACAGUAGGCAGUAAAUGCUAUCCUUGCAGAAAAACCACACACAACAAAAACAUUCCAGUGGAAGGAGACGAGGUGCUGAGCUCUCAGGAACGCUAGCAGGGGUAGGGCAUUUAGAGGUCUGGAUGUUACUUAUUCAUGUCCGGAAGAAAUUAUUUUAAUACUAAAUCCAAGCAGAAAUGAACACGGUUGACAUUUCAGCAUCUCAACAGCUUGAUAUACUCCAAUAAUGUCUGUAUUUGUGUGCUUUGUAUCAGCACAGUUGACUGUAAAAAUCUCUUGGUCAUAAUCAUGUAGUAACAGACCUUACUAAACGUUUAUAACCCCUUGUCUAUGACAUAGUGCAUUCUUUAGAGCAGGGGUUCUCAAACCUUUUGGCUUCGGCAACCCCUUACAGGGACACCCCCCCCUCUCAACUACUACUAAUGAAAAAUAACUAAAAUAGCUUAAUUCAAUUUAACAGGAGGUGGUUGUUUUAACUAUUUAAAGCACUUUGAGUCAUAUUUUAUUCUCAUGGAACUUGUAUGGUCAGGGUUAGGAAAAUAUGUUCUGGAAAAUGUCUUUGUUCUGGACUGUGGACCACAAAAGGAAGGUGCUGUAUUUUUUAAAGUAAAUGCCUUGAGGCACGCUGAAGUCUAAAAUGUUUUCAUGAUUGGCCUGAAGCUGAGGUGGGCAGAAGUAAUCGAUUUGUUUUGUCAAUGUUAUUGCCAUUUUUGUUUAUUGGAAAUUAGUUUGCAGACCCCCAAGUAAUAUAUUGCUGACCCUCAUGGGUCCGGAGACCCUAGUUUGAGAACCACUGCCUUAGCCAUGUACUGUGUAUGUGUUGUGAUUGCCGCUGCAGAUACAUUGUACUACUGUAGCCUCAACAAAUCUUUUUUGCUGCUACACCAUUUGUGCCCUUUAAUAGUUUCCUUGUAGAAAAACAAUACAGGUCUAUGUCAUACUUGUUGAAUAAAUCAACUCCGUGUCCGAGUGUACAAUAUAAUGCAUCCAAUGUAUUGGAAGUGAUACAACCAUCAUGUUACAGAUGUUAUUAAAGGAAUCGUCUUAUUUUUCAUAUAAA